AUGUCCUCCCAAUUUCUGCAGACCGAACUUGCCAACCUCAUUCAAGAAUCCAGGCGGAAAAAUGCCGACUUGCGCAAUGCAGCAGAGCAAUCACUCAAUGAGCUGAAGGCGUUACCAUCAACUUCUGAAGCGCAAAUAUCAGCAGAUCUGGUCCGCAAACCCACAUUCGUGGAACCAUUCAUUAUCGCAUGCCAUACUCGACAUGCGAAACUUGCGGGUAUCGGUGUAAUUUGCCUUCAAAGGCUGAUCGCUUCCAAAUCGUUGCCAUCUCAUCGCCUGAAGGACGUUCUUGCUGGCCUGAAAGAGACCACCAGCCUGAGUCUCGAUAUCCAGCUCAAGAUCUUACAAUCUCUACCGUCGCUUUUGCAAUACUAUUCGAAUGAUCUUAGCGGAGAAUUACUUGCAAGCACGUUGGAAAUAUGUGCGACUUUGCAAGCAAGCAAGACGAUUGCAGUCAGUAGCACAGCGGCUGCUACCCUCCAGCAACUCGUUGUUUCUACAUUUGAACGAGUGUCGAGCGAAGACAGGCUUCCCGACGAUGCCAAAACAACAACACAUGUGAGCGUAGAUGGCCAGUCUGUGGAUGUGGCACAAUUUGCAUAUGAUGCUUUACUGGUUCUGGAUGAUCUCUGCCGGAUUAUUGAUGGUGAACAGUUGCAAUUUCUACGCACCAAGACAUUGUCUUCGGCAUUUGUCCUGGAACUAAUAGAAAGUAUCAUAUUGAACAGCGGUCGGCUGUUUGUGAGCCACCCUGAGUUGUCACAGGUUCUUCGAGUGCGCCUCAUGCCAUUGACUGUACGAUAUUUGUCUGAGCGUCAUUCGUUUUCAGAAACCGUUCGAGUGGCUAGAAUUCUUCUUGUUCUUCUGAAACGCCACAUGUCUCUCUUACCCGCCGAGUGUGAAAUGGCAUUUGGUCUUCUCACUCACUUGUUGGAACCGGACGGAACAGCGCCCUGGAAGCGAGUGCUAUGCAUGGAAGUGUUUCGAGGACUUUACUCCGAGCCUGGAGUUGUCCGGCAGAUAUACUCCCUCUACGAUGGAGAAGAGGGCAGGAAGAAUGUCCUGAGGGACCAUAUGGCUUCUCUUGUAAAGCUCGCUUCGGAAAAACCUACAUUGAUUGGAGUCAGCAGUCAGUCAACAAUACCGCUCCGAGCAGAUCACUCACGGUCUGCUACGGAUGAUCAAAUCGCACUUGAGACUGGUGGCGUUACAGGUGUCAUUGGAUCAUCGGUUCCUCAAACUGAGAUCAAGGUACCAGGUAUCAGCACUCAGUGGAGUCUUGUUAGAACGCCCUACAUUGAGCAUCUCGACAAGUCAGAUCCGCCAUUUCCUCCAGAAACAUACAUUUACAGCCUUGUCCUCAAUUGCAUUAGCAGCUUCGCCGAAGGACUCGCGAAAUUCAUUCUACCGCUCACAGUUCCAGACUUGAAACAGAAGCGCAAAAAUCGAUUGGCAAACCAAGAACAAGGUCCCGACUCUGCUAGAUCCUCGCAGGACCUUCAAGCUCAUGAAUCGGGAAGGAUCCAGCCCUCGUCCCCUUUGAAAAAAUCCACAGCUCCCAUCAAUCCUUUGGAUCUGCAGUCCCACGUUCAGUACUCUGCAAUCCGGACGUGCGCCGACAUUGUUGAGAAUUGCUGGCCUGCGGUUCUUGCGACAUGCUCAACCUUUCUUCGAGCAUCUUUGGAUGAUGAGUUCUAUCACAACCUUGUACGGGCAUUCCAAAAACUGGCCCACGUGGCAGGUCUUUUGCGGUUGUCCGUCCCCCGCGAUGCAUUCCUUACGACACUAGGGAAAGCGGCCAUGCCUGCAAGCACAGGCGGAUCGAAAGCGCAAACCCUUGUCAAUCCUAGUGCAAGUACCUCUCAAAUCCCUGACACGCCUAGGAAUAAACGCAAAAGUUCGGAUGUACCUCGAAUCAAUCCUGUGCCCCCCGACCCCUCCGCCAGCGCAGCAGCGCAGAGUCUCCCGGUAGCUUUAAGCACAAGAAAUCUUCUAUGCCUACGAGCUCUGUUAAACCUUGGAAUUGCACUGGGUCCAACAUUAGAUCAGCAGGCCUGGUCUAUUCUUCUUGAAACACUGCAAUAUACUGGCUUGGUGAUUGGUGCAUCUAGUACAAUGGUCAAAUCGACGACUAGCGGAGAAACAACCGUCGUCUCUGGCAAUGAUGUUCCAACUGCAAAUCUCGGAACCGAAGUAAUUGCAGUGCAAGCAGCCUCAGCUAAGCUGUUUGAAAGCACCGGCGAUUACCCUAGUGCUUCAUUCCGAGAGAUCUUACUCGCAUUGCUCAAUCUCUCCACAUUCACCGAGCAAGAAUCCCUGAAAGAAUCUGCACAGGAAGUGUCGGAAACACCUAACUCGCCACAGUCGUCACGACGCCCUGGGGCCCUUAAUCAAAAUGCCCGACGAGUGUCACACACUGUGGGCAAGUCGAGGAUGCAAGACGAGGAGCUGAAGUUUGUGCUGGAAAAGGGAAAUGAUCUGGCUAGAUCGAACCUUGAGAGGCUUUCUUCACUUGAUGAAGAAGACAAUAUCGCGUGGCAGCUUCUGACCCAAAGUCUUAUUUCUACGUCUACAAAUGUCGCCGUCAACCCUAGCCUUCGUCUACAGGCUAGUGGGAUAUUGAACACGUUGGUCUUCUUGACAAUGAAACCGGGGGACGUCGACGAUGAGAAGGCACGAAACGAGGUACAGACCCGAAACCUUCAAACUCUUAAAGACCAAGUCGCCUCGCUAUAUUCGUCGGACGCAGCAUCAUCAAAGUCACUUCCGAUCACUGUGACAGAGAUUCACGAGCAAUGCUUGGAAAUCCUGCAAAAUAUACUCGAACAAUAUGCAGAGACAUUCGUGGAUGGUUGGAGUCUCAUCUUUGACUUGAUAACCGGCGUUUUCCAAGGGAUAGCAAAGGUUGAGAGUGGAGAUAAACUAAUCACCCCAACCGAGCGUAGGGCAUCAGGCCUUCCUGCUGGACCUCGCUUGGUUCGUGCCGCCUACAAGUCUUUGCACCUUGUGGCUUCGGACUUCCUCUCUCUUCUACCUGCUACAUGUCUGUUAAGUCUCGUCAAUUCCUUGUCCAGCUUCGCCUCUCAAACACAAGACUUCAAUAUCUCCCUCACAACAACCUCGUUUUUCUGGAAUGUGUCCGACUUUCUCCAAGGGCAGAUUGAGAAAUUUUGCAUCGAAAGCCAUGUUGACGCUUCUGUUAGCGAAGAGGAGUUAGGCAAGCUUACUUGUGACAGUGACCCCUCUGUUUCAAGGAACUCGCUUUGGCUUUUGCUACUGCUCCGAAUCGUUGACAUCACAACAGAUCCGAGAUCCGAGAUUCGAAACAGCGCUAUACAUACUCUACUCAGAAUCUUUGACGCAUAUGGACAACAGCUUUCCCCGAAGGCAUGGCGCCUAUGCCUGAACAGGGUUCUUUUCCUGAUGGUGGAGGGUAUCGAAACCAAACUACUUCAGCCCAAAUCAAAGCAGGGCGGCGAUACAGACGACCUCAGCUCCAAGGUCGCGACAACAGUUGUUAUGAUCAAUGGCGUCUCGAAUUUGAUUACAAGCUUUUUCAAUACCAUCGUCAGUGAUGAGGAGUUUGACCAGUCUUGGAAGCGACUAUUGAAAUACCUACAAGCUCUGAUUGAUAUGCGCAUUCUGGAAUUCAGCGAUGCCACUUUUGUCAGCCUCUCAUCUAUUCUCGUUCGCGUACAACCCUCGACUGGUAUCAGCAAGGAAGCACUUCGGUGUGCAUGGGACCUUUGGGCCAAUGGCCACCCUGCUGCAGACGAAGCCGCCCUUGACCUCGAUAAGCCCAAUCAAGACGCAGCGCUGGCCUACAUUCAAUCCUUUCAGCAGAUCUACCGACUGUACAAAGACAGCCUAACCACAGAACAAAUCGAAAAGGUUCUCCAGCAUUUGCGUCUGCUGGUAUGGAACUCUGUAUCCCCGCCUUACUCCCCGGAUCUCGAUCGUUCUUCUGCCGUCCAGGACUUGGUCAUCAAUUGCCUCAAAAAACUUUGCUCAGAGAAGGAAGAGUCGCAAGCAGCUAUCUUGCUGAGUCUUGCCGACCUGUCUGACUCAGUAUUGACAAAGUGGUCUCUUGGCGAUGAUUCACGAAAGCCGACGUUCGUGGCUUUCUCGAAAAGUAUCAUCGAUCUGGUUGGUUGGUAUAUCGCAGAUUUCGGUAUCAAGCAGGAUAUCUUCACAAACGGAGCCUUGGCAACAUCACUUGAGCAUCUCGGUGCGUUGAUCACGCAGAAAUAUAGAUGGCAGGGCAAGGAUCGUGAGCCUUUCCUCUGGCAGAAAGCUGUUACGACCACAUUGAACGUCCUCGAAGCCGCUGUCCCGUAUAUGGAAAAGCAUUAUCCCGGAGCAAAUGAAAAGAACGUCGCCCAUUUCUGGCAAUGCGUUGUCGACAUUACCCAUGGCAUUGUCUCUGCUCGCGGUUUCCAGACUCAACAGUUAGCAAAUGCACGUAUACUAUCCGAUGAGGCUUUCGACAUCGCAGCAUUCACCCGUCUGAAGACGUUGGUACUUCCGUCACUAGGAGCAUCUGUCAUCCCAGAGGCCGUCCGUCGCGACUUCGCCUGCGCCCUCUUCCACUCCUCAUUCAUAUACCCACCGCAACGUUUCGAUCUUCCCAGUUGUCCCAUCGAGCAAGAACCUCUCAAGGAAUUCUAUAAGAUUCGCGACGGUCGCACGUUUGACCCGCCCCCAACGCUGCGUCCAAGGAUAGCAUAUGUCCUCAUGGAUACAUUCUUUGAGCUUGCGACGAGCGCCGCUUCUAAGGACGCCUCUGCUGCACCCAGCCCGCAAACUUUGCUAGCACGAUCCAUCUCGCCCUAUCUUCUUCUUCGAUGCGCCAUCGCGAUAAAAUGCUAUAUCGCCGAUCAACCUCUCCGCGGCUUAAUGCCACAACCGACCCCGGCACGCAGGGAAUUGCUUCAUUUACUAGUCCACGCGGUCCAGCUUCGGAGCGAGCCCUCGGCCAUUCCAGACCCCCCCGUCCAUCAAGACGGUUACAGUGACGGCGGGAAAGAAUGGCGAUUCAUCCCUUCAUCAUCGCAAGCAUCUUGA
Penicillium waksmanii is the source of this 5064-nucleotide messenger RNA. RefSeq lists its product as uncharacterized. The record is from RefSeq and is a predicted model, not a curated record. Bases 1 to 5064 code for a protein of 1687 amino acids. The transcript is spliced from 6 exons. Lineage: Eukaryota; Fungi; Ascomycota; Eurotiomycetes; Eurotiales; Aspergillaceae.